CCACACCCCUUAUUUAAGGAGACUGAUUUUGUGUUUGGAUUCUAACAGUAUAUGCAUAAGAAGAAAAAUUCCGAAGGUUGAUAUGGGAAUCUGUGCAUCUAUUGCAUCUGAGAUACAUGAUGAUGCAUAUGGCCAAGAGAAUGCUGUAUACUACAGAGAAAUCGGUGAUACAAAUGGAGUACAUGUAAUCGGUUCCACUUAUUCUCAUCCAGGAAGCAAAGGGUUUAAUCAGGAUUCAGCAAUUCUCUAUCAGGGCUAUGGAAUUGAAGAUGGAGCUUUUUGCGGAGUUUUUGAUGGACAUGGCAAAAAUGGUCAUAUUGUGAGCAAGUUAGUGAGAAACCGGUUGCCAUUGUUGCUUCUUAACCAGAGAAAUGCAAUAGCAAAGAUCAGCACAUCAGCAAUAUACACAUCUUCUCUUAAACGAAGCGGAAGUGUGAAUGGUGAAUUAGUACCAAGCAAGAAUUUCAUGAAAUGGAAAGAGGCUGGUUUGAGUGCCUUUAAAGUGAUGGACAAGGAACUCAAGCUUCUUGACAAAUUUGAUUUCUGCUGCAGUGGAACUACUGCUGUUGUUGUCGUAAAACAGGGGGGAGAUCUUGUUAUUGCAAAUCUUGGUGAUUCCCGAGCAAUUUUGGGAACAAAGACUGAGAAUGGAAUAAAGGCUGUUCAGUUAAGUACUGAUUUCAAACCAGAAGUGCCCGGGGAGGCUGAGAGAAUAAGAAAGUGCAAUGGAAGGGUACUAGCACUAAAAGAAGAACCACAUAUUCAAAGAGUUUGGCUACCCCAUGAAGACUCUCCUGGCUUAGCCAUGUCUCGAGCUUUUGGAGACUUUUUACUCAAGUAUCACGGCAUCAUCUCCAUCCCGGACAUCUCAUAUCACCAUAUAUCCACAAACGAUCAGUUUCUUGUCCUGGCUACAGAUGGGGUGUGGGAUGUGCUUAACAAUGAUAAAGUCAUAUCCAUAGUGGCCUCAGCCGAUAACGAAGAGGCUGCUGCAAAAGCAGUGGUGGAUGCCUCGACUGCUGCUUGGAAACGCAAGUUUCCAAACUCGAAUAGAGAUGACUGCACUGUCAUCUGCCUCUUCUUGCAAAACAAGAGUCAACACGAUCUGCAGCUAAAUAUUUAAGAAAUGCUACUUUACGAUAUGUGCAAGAAAUGCUAAUGGGGUGGCUCGUCUGGGAUUGAGGAGUGAGAAAAAAAGAGGAUUGAACCACCACGAGUUUUUCAUAUAAGAAGCUGUGAAUGGCAAUGGUUAUUGCUGUUUAAACUUUCCUUGUGGUUUUGUUUUAGUUUUCUUUAUAUUUGUACCUCGUAAAAAUCAAAUAAAAACAGCAUAAAAAAUGAUGUAUGAUUUAUUAAAAGCUCCUUUUAACUUGUUUCCUCUCUUCUCAUCCCUUUUUGGGUGAAAUUUUCCAGGUAAGUUCAUGCUGUCCAUGAAUAGUCGUACACAAUAGUGUUUGCUACAUGGUACUUUGUAGUAGUAGACAUUAUAAUAAAAAACGAUUUUAUCUAGUA
Olea europaea var. sylvestris is the source of this 1512-nucleotide messenger RNA. RefSeq names its product probable protein phosphatase 2C 72. NCBI's taxonomy places the organism in Eukaryota, Viridiplantae, Streptophyta, Magnoliopsida, Lamiales, Oleaceae. The transcript is spliced from 5 exons. Gene Ontology annotation, biological process: protein dephosphorylation. The record is from RefSeq and is a predicted model, not a curated record. Gene Ontology annotation, molecular function: protein serine/threonine phosphatase activity. The coding region runs from base 83 to 1123 and encodes 346 amino acids.